AUGGAACGGAUGUUAUCGUGGGACAGGAUCAGACGGAACAGGCUGAAGCUAAGGGAUCACUUCGCCCUCAAUCCAAAUGAUUUACUCCCCAGUUUAAUGCACAGGAAUGUUAUCACAUUCAUAGAAGAUCAACAGAUUCGUAUGAAGCCAUACCUUCCUGAACAAUUUGAAGAAUUCUUUGACAUCCUCUUCAUGAAAAACCCACAAGAAUGCAUCCCCAAGUUCUAUGAGGCACUGGUGGACAUUAACAGAGAGAGUAUCAGGGAUUUCUUGCAAGGGGUCACGGGGCCAUCUGAUGAUAAUCGUGAUGCCCAGUUUUGACGUAUUGAAAGACAAGAACGUCAUCAUGAACUUGGAACGCUUCCUCGACAUUCUUGCAAGAAGAUGGGUCUUGUCUGUUAUAGACGAAAAGGAUAUAAGACAGAAGCGAACCUACAGAGCAAAAUUGAGGCCUGAUUCGAAGUACUCCUCAUAGGAGAAGCCGAGGAGCAGUAUGGCCAUGUAAUCGAAACCCUGAGAGAAAUGGAUCGCGGUGACAUCAUCAAGAAGAUCCAAGUCACCAUGAGGAGGAGCAAUUAGAUUCAAAUUCACAUUUCGAAGUGAACCAUGGUGAU
Molecule: messenger RNA, 614 nt
Organism: Darwinula stevensoni
Lineage: Eukaryota; Metazoa; Arthropoda; Ostracoda; Podocopida; Darwinulidae
Source: the annotation of a GenBank genome assembly